This is a messenger RNA of Leptopilina boulardi, 2625 nucleotides long. Its product is annotated as odorant receptor 4-like. The record is from RefSeq and is a predicted model, not a curated record. Gene Ontology annotation, molecular function: odorant binding; olfactory receptor activity. Gene Ontology annotation, biological process: detection of chemical stimulus involved in sensory perception of smell; sensory perception of smell. Bases 42 to 1220 code for a protein of 392 amino acids. The transcript is spliced from 11 exons. Lineage: Eukaryota; Metazoa; Arthropoda; Insecta; Hymenoptera; Figitidae. Gene Ontology annotation, cellular component: plasma membrane.
AAUAAGUGUUAAUACUUUGAUACAAAUAAAAAUUAUUUUUAAUGGAUUUUUUUGAUGUUAAAUACUAUAGAAUUAAUAAGAAUCUUUUAAAAAUAUGUGGUCUCUGGCCUUUUCAAUCGUACACAACAAAAUGUUUUGCAGUAACAUUUCUUGCAUGUUCCUAUAUUAGUCUACUUAUUCCACAGAUGAUUUGCUACAUUAAGCUUUGGGGAGAAAGUUUAGAUGGAAUUAUGGUACGCACAUUACCUCUCUUGACAACACUUCUCUAUGCAAUAAAAUUGCUAACUUGUAUUUUAAGUUCUGAUAAGAUAAAAAAUAUACUGAAUACAAUGAAAAGUCAUUGGGAAUUAAUAUCAUCUGAACCAGAAUUUGAUCAAUUUCUUAAGCAGGCUCAAAUUGGAAGAGACUGUUCGAUUAUUUAUAUAGGUUACAUAGGUUUGACUACAAUUUUCUAUCUAUGCAUGCCAUUAAUACCAUGUUUAAUUGAUCAAAUUGCACCGCUUAAUGAAACUCGAGAAAGAAUUUUUAUUUAUGAACUUGAUUAUGGAGUAGAGGACAAUAGGGAUUACUUUUAUUGGAUACAACUUCAUAUAUUUAUUAGUGCAUUCUCGAAAAUAAUUCCUCCAGUUGGCUUUGAUACAUUAUUUCUUAUAUUUACACAACAUGCAAGUGGAAUAUUUUUCGCAUUAGGUAAUAAACUAAAAAAUAUUAACAAAAACAUACCUAAGGCAAUUAAUUCAGUUGAAGAGGAAGACAUAAUUUCUCAAGAAAUUUCAAAAUGUGUAGAAAGACACUGCAUUGGUUUAGAGUUUAUCUCUUCAAUUGAAUCAUUAUUUGCAAUCUCUUAUUUAUUGCAAAUACUAACUACUGUUGUCAUUAUAAGCCUCAUUGGAAUAUUGGUAUUAAUUAAUUUAGAUAAACCACAUGAAGCUGUAAGAUUUGUAUUGUUUGUUGUAGCACACAUGUUUAGUUUGUUUUAUUUGAGUUUAUCGUCUCAACGACUAACUGAUAAUACUUGCUUACUUUUUGAUAAUAUAUAUUUCUCUCGAUGGUAUAAUAUGCCACUAAAAUGUAGAAAAAUGUUACUUCAAAUAAUGAUGAAAACUAAAGAUUCUUGCAAAAUUACCGCUGCUCAAAUUUAUGUUAUGGAUAUAGAAAGCUUUUCAGGGAUGAUUCGAGCUUCAAUGUCUUAUUUUACAAUGUUGUCAUCAAUGAGAUAAACACAUAAAUACAAUGUUUGAGAAUAUAUGUAAAAUUUAGCAAAUAAGAUAUAAAUGUAAUGUAGAAACGACUUGGAAAAAUUAAGAGUUUAUUUUACUAACUACGUGUAAAAGAUUUUUUUUUUAAUCAAGUGUAGCAAUUACCCACAUAUUACCAGAUAGUACCUAAAUAUUUUUUUUUGAAAUUGCAUAGAAUUUAUAACAACCCCCACAGCAACGAAACUUUCCUGAAAAAUUUAAAAAAUAUUUACUUGCAAUAUUUGGAAUAUUUAAUUGCAAUGUUUAUUGAAAGUUAGGUAAAGAUAGAAUGUUCUUAUCAGUUUGGGAAAUAAUGACGAACUACACUAAUGUGUAUAUAAUACAGAAAUCACUUAAAAUUAAUUACAAGUGAAUUACAACACUGCUUUUGGAGAAGAUUCCAAUCAUGGCUGUAUCAAAAAUUGUAAUUCUUUUGGAAAUUAUUCUUCUUAUUAUGUUAUGCAUCUGCAGCAAUGCUUCUGAAUUAAAUAAGAAACAAAAAGCGAGAUAUGAAAUUGCACGACUCACUGUUUUAGGAAUGGUUGAUCCAGAAUUGUUUUAUGACUUAAUGCAUACGAAAAAUUUUGAUAAUAAUUGUCCAAAUAGAUUAACGAAGAUGUACAGAACUCAUAAAGAAAUGUGGAUUUCUCACCUCAAUCAUAAAAAAAUUUCUCCUCAGAACCCUUAUUGGAACAAAUUAGGUUUAUAUGAAUUUGCAAAAAUGUAUAAAAUAGUAAAUUAUAUAUAUAUACGUAAUAAUCUGUCAUCUGUAUUAAGUUUUGAAGAUUGCUUUUCAAUUAUUCAUUACACUCAAUUUGGCUCUGAACGAAUAACAGAUGAUACGGAUGAAGGUAGACAAAUGAGAAAUGCUUUCUACAGAUUAGCAAUUAGACAAUCGAAAGAUCCAUAUAAAUAUCAUAAUUCGAUAUUGUAUCGAGGACAAAGUAAACUCAAAGCAUGGUAUAAAGAACAUUAUAAAAAUACAAUGGAACAAUUAACAAAAUUUACUUCAACAACAACAAGUGAAAAUGUAGCACGUAGAUUCGCGCAACAUAGAAAAAAUGAAACUAACAAGAUGUCAGAAAUUUAUGAAAUUUAUUUUCCAAAGCCAUUUUUGAGUGCAAAUAUUGUUAAUAUAACACUUUACCCUCAUGAAAAAGAAACAGUUCUGCUUCCAGAAACAAAAUUAAUUAUCAAAAAAAGACUUCGGAGGAAGGGACAAAAUUUAAUUUUUUGGGAAGAAAUUCAAGGAAUAAAGUAUCCGGUUACUUCUGUUGAUUUAAAAACAAAUCUAACUCAUAAUGAUGAAAAUUUGAGUAUAUUUGAGCAGCAGAAAAAAGUAAUGAUAAAAUUAAAAGAACUAAAAGAUUCUGGUACAAAAUUUUAU